GUCCUGAUCGAUCUCCUGUCAACUGUUUUUCCAAUGCCUACCAUUUCUUCUGUCCAGUUUUAUACUAGAUUUUCUACGUCAUGUCGCCGAUAGUUCAACGAAUAGUUUUAGCAGUUUUAGCAAUCAGUGGUGUGUUUUCCACCGAUAUAGACCUGCAAACGUGUAUAGAUAAUUUUAAUGUUCACCGGGAUAAAAUAAUCAGGACGCAGGAUUCCCAAAAUAUGGGUGCGAAAUAUCUAAACGAGAUCGACCUGGGGUCCAGAGAAGAAUGUUUGAGGCUGUGCUGUGAGACCGAUAACUGUGAUGUUUUUGUUUUCGAAGAAAAGUUUACCCACCACGUAAACUAUUCUAGUGCAGUGCUAUCCAUCAACAGGCAUCUGCCAGAUUUAGAAAGUCAGAUCAAGCUCACUAAGCAUGAGCAGGAUCUCACCAAACUUAGGAGGCUAGAACCAGAAACAGAUGUCCUAAAGACCGCUGUGUUUAAUGAGAAGACAACGUUCACUGUUUCCACAACUACGGUAGCUCCUAAGGAGGUAAUGCCACUGAGGAAAAGCAAAGUAGAAGAAGGUAAGGCAUAG
Molecule: messenger RNA, 578 nt
Organism: Acanthoscelides obtectus
Lineage: Eukaryota; Metazoa; Arthropoda; Insecta; Coleoptera; Chrysomelidae
Source: the annotation of a GenBank genome assembly